UCGAGAGCUCCCGGCCGCCCGAGCUCGCAGCGCCUGGGGAAUUGGGCUGUGGGCGAGGCGGCCGGGGCUGGCCUUUAUCGCUCGCCCCGCCGGUGGUUUGAAACUUUAUCAGCGAGUCUCGCCACUCGCCGCAGACGCGCAGGGGGCGGGGGCGCGGCGAGGCGCCUGCGGCCGUGACGAGGCGCUCCCGGCGCAGAGCGCUUCUGCUCGGGGCACGCAUGGCGCCCGCACACGGAGUCUGACCUGAUGCGGACGCAAGGGGGCUAAUAUGAACGCCCCUCUCAGUGGAAUCUGGCCCUGGCUCCCCCUGCUCUUGACCUGGCUCACCCCUGAGGUCAGCUCUUCAUGGUGGUACAUGAGAGCUACAGGUGGCUCCUCCAGGGUGAUGUGCGACAAUGUGCCAGGCCUGGUGAGCCGCCAGCGGCAGCUGUGCCACCGACACCCGGACGUGAUGCGCGCCAUCGGCCUGGGCGUGGCCGAGUGGACUGCAGAGUGCCAGCACCAGUUCCGCCAGCACCGAUGGAACUGCAACACCCUGGACAGAGAUCACAGCCUCUUUGGCAGGGUCCUGCUCCGAAGUAGUCGGGAAUCUGCCUUUGUUUACGCUGUCUCCUCAGCGGGAGUUGUGUUUGCCAUCACCAGAGCCUGUAGCCAAGGAGAAUUAAAAUCCUGUUCCUGUGAUCCAAAGAAGAAGGGAACCGCCAAGGACAGCAAGGGCAAUUUCGACUGGGGUGGCUGCAGUGAUAACAUUGACUAUGGGAUCAAAUUUGCCCGAGCAUUUGUGGAUGCCAAGGAAAGGAAAGGAAAGGAUGCCAGAGCCCUGAUGAACCUUCACAACAACAGAGCCGGCAGGAAGGCGGUAAAGCGGUUCUUGAAACAGGAAUGCAAGUGUCACGGUGUGAGUGGCUCGUGUACUCUGAGGACAUGCUGGCUGGCCAUGGCCGACUUCAGAAAAACAGGCGAUUUCCUCUGGAGGAAGUACAACGGGGCCAUCCAGGUCGUCAUGAACCAGGAUGGCACUGGUUUCACUGUGGCUAACAAAAGGUUUAAGAAGCCAACAAAAAAUGACCUCGUGUAUUUUGAGAAUUCUCCAGACUACUGUAUCAGGGACCGAGAUGCAGGCUCUCUGGGUACAGCAGGCCGUGUAUGCAACCUGACUUCCCGGGGCAUGGACAGCUGCGAGGUCAUGUGCUGCGGGAGAGGCUACGACACUUCCCAUGUCACCCGGAUGACCAAGUGCGAGUGUAAGUUCCACUGGUGCUGUGCCGUGCGCUGUCAGGACUGUCUGGAGGCCCUGGACGUGCACACAUGCAAGGCCCCUAAGAGCGUCGACUGGGCGGCUCCGACAUGACCCCAGAGGAGGCCUCGAUCCACCUUCCCUUCGGCAAGGACUCCAUUGGAUCUGCAAGGACACUGGGCCUUUGGGUUUUCUUGGGGAGAUGUUUCCUAUGGCGUGUAAUCUUUGUCUCAACACAAGUCCUUCCUCUCCCCUCCAGGGGCCCAGAAACGGGGCCACAUGUUGCACAUAAAGCAUGCCUUAUUCUCCCUGCCUUCCAACAUUCUGGGGCACAUCUCUUCCUGGUCAGGGCAGACUGCUAGGAGGGGAGGGGCCAGCCACAUCACUGUCUCCACCCACCUAGAUGUUUCCUCUUUCUAGAGAGGCUGGCCAGAGGGGAAAAGAGUGUCCCAAAGGAGCUUUCUCUGGGUCUCUCAAUAAAUGCUCAUAGUUAAAAAAUUCCAUACUUCUCUCAGGAGGGUAAGGACAGCAGGACCAACUGCCACUGAAUUAACUUUAAAUCCUGAAAAGACCAAGCCAGGUUUUUCCUGAUCAAGUGAUUUUCACAGCCACCAUGUCCAGGGGUAAUUGGUAACUGCCCAGAGAAAGAUGGCCUUCGAUGAACUUUAGGUUUAAGAUGCAUAUUUUUCAAAACAUAUGUUGCCAUAUUAAAAUUUGACAUGACAAGAUGGGAUUGUUGUUUCUUGGUACAGUUCUGGAAUCUUUACAAUAGUAAGAGCCUCAGAAAGUCACUGCUUUGCAUUACUGUCACCUUAAUAUAAAGAAGCUUUAGGGAUCUCACUUAGGAUCUGAAGGGAAUUUAAAAGAAAGAGUGAUGAUCUGGCAGUAUUCUGACCUACCGGGGGAAGGAGGAGAAUAACAGCGAGUGAAAAUCAGAAAACAAGUCUGUACAGAUAAGGAGAAAAGGGGGAAUAAAAUUUCUGUCUGGUAUGAUGCAUGUGACCCAUGGAAUUUUGUAGUUGCAAUGGCCUUGAGAAUGAUGACUUUCGGGAUGACAAGUCUAGGCAGCCAACAUGCUGACAGAGAGAUUUCCAGAGGUAAGUCACGCCUACAAGGCCUUCACUGUGAGCAGAUGCCCAAAAGGUCGGCCACAUGUGCCAAGGAGUAUCAGUUUAUAUCCAUCGCCCUUCGAGCACAUUUUAAAGACCUGUCAUAUGUAAUUGUGUUCAUCUGAGACUGACAAGAUGACAAGAUAACGAUAGCCUCAAGCAAGUGACACACAGCCUUGCUUAUAAAGUCGGUAACCCUAGUAUAUUAUAUUGCAAACAAAUCGUAAUUUGGAGACUCUACUUAAGGGACCCCACUGUAAUUAUGGGAACAUCAGUGUGCAGAUUGUGGCCGGCUUCUGCCAUGAGCCGAAAGAUGACAUCCAGGGAAAGUGGAGAGGCUGCCGCCCCGUUUUGCAUAAGUGAAAGGAGCGAUAUCUGAAGUUACUUCUCAUCUGCUCAGUACAAUUAGGUCUGGUUCCAAAUAUGGUCUCUUUGCCAACUACAACUUAUUAACAGGAUGCAGCAUUCUAUGCCUCUGGUGUCACGUUGAUGUUUGCUCAUUCGUCCAUAGCCUGGCCCUCGGUUUCUCCAUCCUUGCUCUGCCGCAGUUUAGACUGCGGCUCACAGACACCAACCUGCUGAGGUGCUUGGUCAUAAUUGAUACCUCCUGCUUUCGUAAAAAUGACAGAAUUUAUUUCCUUUCUCUCGCUCUUCAGAAUUAGUCAUCUGAUUUUCCCGAAGUCGUUCUUUCCUCUCUGUGUUCUACGGAUUCAGAAGCAGGAAGGGUGGAGCGUGACAGAGUUGCUCACAGCUCAGCGGGCCCUUCGGUGGGGCAUGGGAUGGGGGGCAGGUGGGCUCAGUCUUCGUUACACUGAAGCUGUCUUUGAGUGCCCUCCUGGGGCCUGGGGGGCCUUCCAUGGCGGUCCCACAGCCACCAGCCCUUCUGCCUGCUGGAUGCAGUAUGAAAUCACAAAUCCAUCGGUGUACUUGGAAAAGGAAAGGAUCGAAGUAGACAUCUCAGCAGCUAUCAGUUUGUAUCUGGGGAACCUGAGGCUGACAGAGGUGAAGAUCUCUGUGCAAAUAUCUGCCAUUGUCCUCAAGCCCCAUCACGAAUAGGACCAUGUGCUCAGAGUAGUCAGGAAAGCUAAGCACUUUAUCUAGUUUGUCUUAGAAUUAACACAAGUGGAUUCUAAAUAAUUUUAGCAUUCAAAGGGGAUGGUCAUUAUCUCUUUUAAUUCCUGGGAUGUUUUGAUCUGGCUUUGUUUUCUUGUGGGGAUGCAUCCUGCUUGAUAAGGAGCAAGGGGACAAGGCAUAUCCAUAUAGGAACUUGAAGAAAUUUCCCUAAUCUGUAAGGGGGACUCUGACACUAGUCUCAAAUGCAAGUAGGUAUGGCCAUUAGGGAGAGUGUAAUAAGAGAGUGAAAGAUUCCUAUCUAUUUUCAAAUAGAGGAAAUUUCCACUGAAAAUUUGAAAAAAAAAAUUUUUAAACAGGUAAAGAUAAUUUCAAACCCAUUUUCUUUAGGGCUUGUUUGAGGAUCAGUAUUCUGUGAUUCUACGUUAUACUAAAGUCUUGAUUACCUAAGGCUUUUAAGGCAAUGUAUGGCAUAAAUUACCCAAAACAAAAUGAGAGACUCAAUUCAGUUCAGAUCCCUUCAAAAACUCCCUCCCAGUGAAAAUCUUAUUACAAAACAAAGUUUUCUAGGCCCAAGAUGAUGCCAAUUAAUGUUCUGCAAUGUCUUUAAAAGUUUCAACAGAACAGGAGAUCUUGACUAAUUCAGUGGAGUUUUCUACAAUACAGAUAUAAUCUGCAUGUGACUCUGAGUCUUAGCAAAUGUGUUGUCCUCAAUAAAUUUGCCUCCCUGCAUUGGUCUGUAUUUUGGAUGACUGUACCGGACCGAUCUUUGUACUCUGUGAGCACGCUUUGUUAAGGUACAUCCCAGUUCCAAUAUCUUGGGUAGCCUCUCACGCACAAGCUCCACACAAAGCCCCGCGUGCCAGGACCACGCUCAGCUGUGGGUCUUUGCCUCUCCAGGACGGAGGCCCUGGCAUACUAUUGGACCACAGAUGCUUUGGGACAGAGGCGGGAGAAUCAUAGGGCACCCCAAAAUACUGACUAUCUGCUCUCCCUUAUACGGAUGUCACCUGACUGAAAGGAACAUCCCAGAACAAUCUAUCAAACGGCAAUUUACUCUGUAUGGGGCUGGAUAAUGGGAGAAGGAUUGAGGGAAAGAGCCAGAUGGCUGCUGUCACGUGGCCGGCUGAGUGAGCAUGGUGCUGGUGAAGAGUGGCUUUUUCAGUUCUCGGGGGCGGUGGGGGGGUAACCUCCACCCUUCCUGCUGCCGUUGCCUCCCUGUCCCUUCCCAGCACCUAUUUCUCAAGGCAUCCAGAGGCCCAGAAGUGCAGGGCCUCGAGCCACUGCUCACAUUCUCCAUACCUGUUGUGUAGCUCAGCUCAAGGCUGUCAAGUUGUAAUAACCAUAUUCCUUUUUAUUGGAGUUAUUACAAAGCUUGAAUAACAUCAGGGAUCACGUUUCUUUCUCAAAGAAAGUAGCUUUAAAGUAAGAAAAUCUAGCUUCACAUUGACAUUCCUCAGCCUUAUUAAUUUAUUAAGGAAUCAUACAUCAACUCUACGAAACCUCAACUGGGGUUCCCUUAGAAGUAGCCAACAUGACCAUGCAUGCACUUGUCCUUAAUGGCAUUUUAGGUCAACAUAUUGUGAUUACUUCUCAUUUAUUAAAGGCUGGCCUGGAGCUGGUAUUGUCUCACUCAGCUGAAAAACAUUCAUCUCUCCUCUUGGCUGCUCUCAAAAUAAAGGCUCAGAGAGGUGUCCAAUAGACCAGAACCAUUCCUUUGUGUCUAUUUACUGUACUUCAACCCAGGUUUCCUUAUCUUAAGAGCAAGAAGUGUACUCUUAACAAAUAAACCGCACCAGUUCCAAAGCUGGUAAAUUGCUUUUGUCAGGUCUCUGCUGACCUUCUGAAAAACAAUCUGCUGGUGUAAGCUGACAAAGGCUUGCUUAUUUUGACCUUCUCCUUACCUAGGCAGAGGAAAUUUUCUUUCACUCAUCCAUGAGAAUGUUCUUUACAUUUUUCAGGGGAUCAGCAAGGUGACAGGUGGUUUGCAAAGCCCAACAUGAUUAUUAUUUUUCUAAAUCAUACUUGUUCCAACUCCAGUUUUUUUCCCUGAUAUUCACAUGAUUCCUGUUUAACCAAACCUCCCACAUCCAUGAGCUAAUAAAAGUGUCAUGCAGAUUGUUACAAAGAACUAUUGUUAUUUACAAGUCUACAUUUUCUGUGAAAUCAAAACAUAAUAAAGUGAAUUUUCAGUGUUGACUUUGUUAUUUUAAA
Suricata suricatta (meerkat) is the source of this 5631-nucleotide messenger RNA. RefSeq names its product Wnt family member 2 (gene WNT2). The record is from RefSeq and is a predicted model, not a curated record. The transcript is spliced from 5 exons. Gene Ontology annotation, cellular component: extracellular region. Gene Ontology annotation, molecular function: cytokine activity; frizzled binding. The coding region runs from base 269 to 1351 and encodes 360 amino acids. Gene Ontology annotation, biological process: cell fate commitment; multicellular organism development; canonical Wnt signaling pathway. NCBI's taxonomy places the organism in Eukaryota, Metazoa, Chordata, Mammalia, Carnivora, Herpestidae.